GUGGUGGAGUCACCACCCCUGGAGAUGUUCAAGGAACACCUGGAUGUGUGGAACAGGACCCCAACUAUGGCUGGUGGCCUAUUUUCUAUUGACAGACACUACUUUGAAGAGAUAGGAACUUACGAUGCAGGAAUGGAUAUCUGGGGUGGAGAGAAUCUUGAAAUGUCCUUUAGGAUCUGGCAGUGUGGAGGUUCCCUGGAGAUUGUCACCUGCUCCCACGUUGGCCACGUGUUCCGGAAGGCGACGCCGUACACCUUCCCUGGUGGCACAGGACAUGUCAUCAACAAGAACAACAGGAGGCUGGCAGAGGUCUGGAUGGACGAGUUCAAGGACUUCUUCUACAUCAUAUCCCCAGGGGUGGUGAAGGUGGAUUAUGGCGACGUGUCCGUCCGCAAAGCUCUGAGGGAGAAGCUGAAGUGCAAACCCUUCUCCUGGUACCUGGAGAACAUCUACCCUGACUCCCAGAUCCCACGGAGAUACUACUCCCUGGGAGAGAUCAGGAAUGUGCAAACCAACCAGUGCUUGGACAACAUGGGCCGCAAGGAGAAUGAGAAAGUUGGAUUUUUCAACUGCCACGGCAUGGGGGGAAACCAGGUGUUCUCCUACACAGCCGACAAGGAGAUCCGCACGGACGACCUGUGCCUGGACGUGUCGCGGCUCAACGGGCCCAUCAUCAUGCUCAAGUGCCACCACAUGAGGGGCAACCAGCUGUGGGAGUACGAUGCUGAGGUGUUCUCCUACACAGCCGACAAGGAGAUCCGCACGGACGACCUGUGCCUGGACGUGUCGCGGCUCAACGGGCCCAUCAUCAUGCUCAAGUGCCACCACAUGAGGGGCAACCAGCUGUGGGAGUACGAUGCUGAG
Molecule: messenger RNA, 864 nt
Organism: Acanthisitta chloris (rifleman)
Lineage: Eukaryota; Metazoa; Chordata; Aves; Passeriformes; Acanthisittidae
Product: polypeptide N-acetylgalactosaminyltransferase 13-like
Exons: 8
Cellular component (GO): Golgi apparatus
Source: RefSeq, a predicted model, not a curated record